CAAACGCGGCUCGGUCGCACGUGGACCGCGGAGCUGCUGCGGCUCGCGACACAUCGCGGGCUCCGGGCGCCGCGUCUCCAGGCAAAGGGAACGGCCAGGGAGGGCAGGAGAGCGCGCCCGGGCAGGGCCCCAGCCGCCUCCGCCCCAGCUCCCCUUCGCUCCCCUCCUGCUCCAUGGCUCCGCGGCCGCCGCCGCCCAUGCCGCCCUCCAGUCCGGAGGGGCCUCGCGGCAGCGGGUACGAACACUCGGCCAAGGACUGAGCGGCACCGCUGCCUCCUCGCUGGCCGCUCUCCACCCCCCAAGGAAAGCCGAGGCGCGGGAGACUAGGAGAGAGAAAGGAAGAGCGAGCAGAAGCGAGCGGGAAGUCGGGCUCAGGGCACCGCGGGACAGUCCAGCCCGGGGGAGGCUGCGCCCGGGGCGGCGGAGCGCGGAGCGGCGCCGCUGGGUCGCGCGGAGCUCCGGGGCCCAGCGGCUGUGGAGAGGCUACUCGGUGCCCCAGGCCGGCCGCGCGCACCUGCCCCGGGCGGUGCCCCAGACUCACCUGGACCUCGAAGGCCCCUUCCCCAUCCCCGCCGCUGCAGCCGGAGCGAGGCUCCGCGGGCCUGGAGCACGGCUGGGUCUAAUAUGCCCGGAGCCGAGGCGCGAUGAAGGAGAAGUCCAAGAAUGCGGCCAAGACCAGGAGGGAGAAGGAAAAUGGCGAGUUUUAUGAGCUGGCCAAGCUGCUCCCGCUGCCGUCGGCUAUCACCUCGCAGCUGGACAAGGCGUCUAUCAUCCGACUCACCACUAGCUACCUGAAGAUGCGGGCCGUCUUCCCCGAAGGUUUAGGAGAUGCAUGGGGACAGCCGAGCCGCACCGGGCCCCUAGACAGCGUCGCCAAGGAGCUGGGAUCACACUUGCUUCAGACUUUGGACGGAUUUGUUUUCGUGGUAGCAUCUGAUGGCAAAAUCAUGUAUAUAUCGGAAACAGCUUCUGUACAUUUAGGCUUGUCACAGGUGGAGCUCACGGGCAACAGUAUUUACGAGUACAUCCAUCCUUCCGACCACGACGAGAUGACAGCUGUCCUCGCGGCCCACCAGCCCCUCCACCAUCACCUGCUACAAGAGUACGAGAUAGAGAGGUCCUUCUUUCUGCGAAUGAAGUGUGUGUUGGCGAAAAGAAACGCGGGCCUGACGUGCAGCGGAUAUAAGGUCAUCCACUGCAGCGGCUACCUGAAGAUCAGGCAGUAUAUGCUGGACGUGUCCCUGUACGACUCGUGCUACCAGAUCGUGGGGCUGGUGGCUGUGGGCCAGUCGCUGCCACCCAGUGCCAUCACAGAGAUCAAGCUGCACAGUAACAUGUUCAUGUUCAGGGCCAGCCUUGACCUGAAGCUGAUCUUCCUGGAUUCCAGGGUGACCGAGCUGACCGGGUAUGAGCCGCAGGACCUGAUCGAGAAGACCCUCUACCAUCACGUGCACGGCUGUGACGUGUUCCACCUCCGCUACGCGCACCACCUCCUGCUGGUGAAGGGCCAGGUCACCACCAAGUACUAUCGGCUGCUGUCCAAGCUGGGCGGCUGGGUGUGGGUGCAGAGUUACGCCACCGUCGUGCACAACAGCCGCUCGUCCCGGCCGCACUGCAUCGUGAGUGUCAAUUAUGUCCUCACGGAUAUCGAAUACAAGGAACUGCAGCUGUCCCUGGACCAGGUGUCCACAUCCAAGUCCCAGGACUCCUGGAGGACCGCCUUGUCUACCUCACAAGAAACUAGGAAAUUAGCGAAACCCAAAAAUACAAAGAUGAAGACGAAGCUGAGAACAAACCCGUACCCGCCACAGCAAUACAGCUCGUUCCAAAUGGACAAACUGGAAUGCGGCCAGCUGGGAAACUGGAGAGCCAGCCCCCCAGCCAACGCCCCGGCGCCCCCAGAACAGCAGCUCCAUUCAGAAAGCAGCGACCUUUUGUACGCCCCGUCCUACAGCCUGCCUUUCUCCUACCAUUACGGACACUUCCCUCUGGACUCUCACGUCUUCAGCAGCAAAAAGCCAAUGUUGCCGGCCAAGUUCGGGCAGCCCCGAGGAUCCCCGUGCGAGGUGGCACGCUUUUUCCUGAGCACACUGCCAGCCGGUGGCGAAUGCCAGUGGCAUUAUGCCAACCCCCUAGUGCCUAGCGGCCAGUCUCCAGCUAAAAACCUUUCUGAGCCGCCGGUGAACACUGCUCGGCACAGCCUCGUGCCAAACUACGAAGCGCCCGCCGCCGCCGCCGCGCGCAGGUUCAGCGAGGACACCGCGCCGCCACCGCCGCCGCCGCCGCCGAGCUUCCCGAGCUGCGGCCACUACCGCGAGGAGCCCGCGCUGGGCCCGGCCAAGGCCGCCCGCCAGGCCGCCAGGGACGGGGCGCGGCUGGCGCUGGCCCGCGCGGCGCCUGAGUGUUGCGCGCCGCCCGCCCCGGAGCCCCCGGGCGCGCCUGCGCAGCUGCCCUUCGUGCUGCUCAACUACCACCGCGUGCUGGCCCGGCGAGGGCCGCUGGGGGGCGCUGCGCCCGGCGCGCCCGCCCUCGCCUGCGGCCCCGGCGGCCCCGAGGCGGCGGCCGGCGCGCUGCGGCCCCGGCUCCCGGGCCCCGCCGCCGCCUCGCCGCCCGGCGCGCCGCUGCCGCACUACCUGGGCGCCUCGGUCAUCAUCACCAACGGCAGGUGACCUCGCGCAGGGCUGCCCGCAGGGAGAAGCCAUAGGCCGGGCCCCGGGCUCCUGUUGUCCAGAGUGCAGCCGAGUUACGAGGGGCGGGCUGUAUAUGCACGAUUUAAAUUAAUUUAUACAGAGACGACUAUUUUAAUAGAACUCCGCGGCCGGCUUCUAGAUUUUUACGCAGAUCCCGCAAACGCCGGUGCAGAGGACUGCGGCGCGCCCGCGGCAGGGGAGAAAGGCCCGCCAGACCUUUGUUCUCCAAGAGCCCGGUCCCGAAGGGGGCAGAGCUGAGCGUCCCCCGCGUCCCCCGCGCGACCUCCACCUGCCCCGUCUCCGGGGGCGGACUUGGUUUCCUCGCCUCGCCACCAGGCCCGCGCGCCUCGCCUCGUCCCCGAUGCGCAGCAAUCCCACUGGGGACUGAAGGAGCUUCCGCUCCGGGGGAGCCUCCGCCGUAAAGACGAAAGCCCAACCCGAUCCAGUCAGAUACGCCAGGCGGUGGCCCACCCGGAGGAGGAGGAGGCUCCAGAAUUCAGAGCGCUCUUAGAUUCUUAAGGCAGGAUGUGAUGAUUUAAGCCCCAGGAAUCGACAACUCUCAUGUCUUUAAAAGUCAUUCAUGAGCCUCAUGAAAAGUUGUUUUAAUUUAAGCCUUUUUUUUUCGGUUCAGAAAUCAGCAAGCCAAGACCAAGGGAGUGAAUGAGCAUGGGUGUGCUUUUACUUCCUCCUAACCUCUGUGAACUCUUGAUACCGAGAAUAGCACCUUCAGAGUAUAUUGAAUAGGCAUUAAAUGCAAAAAAUUAUAUAUAGCCAGAUAUUUUCUGAGAAUGACAUGUGGAUGAUUUAGGUGCCCAAGGCGACUGGCUACCCCUGUCAGGUUUGAUUACAAGGCGAAAUUCCUCCGGUCCACCCAGACCUGUAUUUCCCUAGGCUCGUGUUUGCUACAAGUAGUGCUAAUAAAGUUAGUUAAAUUGCAUGUGCAAUAUGGAAAAUUGUCAAUGGACUGCGCCUUGUGGAAGAAAAGUCGCUAAAGGGAUCUAAUAAAAAUGGUGCAUACAUUUUCUUUAGCAUUUCCUGCCUUUUCUGCAUAGCAAGAAAACUCCAUGAACAUGUCCUGUAUGUAGGAGGUAAACAGAAAUCCUUUUAUAAAGCACCAGCAGUGUUUUUAAAAAUAAACUUACAUUCAUUUUUGUCUUUUA
This is a messenger RNA of Leopardus geoffroyi (Geoffroy's cat), 3850 nucleotides long. RefSeq names its product SIM bHLH transcription factor 2 (gene SIM2). The coding region runs from base 645 to 2669 and encodes 674 amino acids. The transcript is spliced from 11 exons. Gene Ontology annotation, molecular function: DNA-binding transcription factor activity, RNA polymerase II-specific; RNA polymerase II transcription regulatory region sequence-specific DNA binding; protein dimerization activity. The record is from RefSeq and is a predicted model, not a curated record. NCBI's taxonomy places the organism in Eukaryota, Metazoa, Chordata, Mammalia, Carnivora, Felidae. Gene Ontology annotation, biological process: regulation of transcription by RNA polymerase II.